Oppiella nova is the source of this 1965-nucleotide messenger RNA. The record is from the annotation of a GenBank genome assembly. NCBI's taxonomy places the organism in Eukaryota, Metazoa, Arthropoda, Arachnida, Sarcoptiformes, Oppiidae.
UGAAUCAAUAUUUAGUGGCAUCAAAUGGUUGGAUCAGUUGUGAACAACACAUGUCCACUAAUACCACACUAUAUAUCGACAUCUGAUUGUCAAUAACCAUCACAUCUGACCACCAAAUUAUGAAUGACUCCAAACUGGAAACCGAGAUGUCAGAAGUGGACAACACUUUGGGUGAGGAUCUGGUGAAAGAAGUGCUUCAGUCGGGCGUCGAUUUGCGGUCUUAUAGUAAAGAAGUGGAGAAGUCUUUGACGGACAUCGAGAACGCGUCGGUCAACGACUACAUCCUGCAGUCGGAAGCGAUCGCAUCCUUGCAUUCGGAGAUCACGUCUUCGGACCAGAUAUUGGAGCGCUUGGAGGGGAUGUUGUGCUCGUUUCAGGCAGACUUAGGCAACAUCUGUCAGGAGAUACUAUCGCUUCAGGAGCUGUCGGUGUCACUGAACCAAAGGCUCAAAAACAAGCAAACGAUUCGUUCAAAUCUGAGUCAAUUCGUGGACGACAUGAUUGUCUCGGAGGCGUCGGGCGUCGAUUUGCGGUCUUAUAGUAAAGAAGUGGAGAAGUCUUUGACGGACAUCGAGAACGCGUCGGUCAAUGACUACAUCCUGCAGUCGGAAGCGAUCGCAUCCUUGCAUUCGGAGAUCACGUCUUCGGACCAGAUAUUGGAGCGCUUGGAGGGCAUGUUGUGCUCCUUUCAGGCAGACUUAGGCAACAUCUGUCAGGAGAUACUAUCGCUUCAGGAGCUGUCGGUGUCACUGAACCAAAGGCUCAAAAACAAGCAAACGAUUCGUUCAAAUCUGAGUCAAUUCGUGGACGACAUGAUUGUCUCGGAGGCGGUCAUCGCACACAUCGUCGACACUCCCGUCUCGGAGAAGGAGUUUUUGGAGCAGUUGUAUGUCUUGGACCAUAAGAUCACUUUCGUGAAGGAACAGUCCUUUCGUGAGGCCAAGAGCUGCUCCGAUGUGCUCCAGAUCCUCAACAACCUCAAGAUCAAAGCCAUCACUAAAAUCAGGGAAUACUGUCUCAAGAAAAUCCAUUCGUGUCGUAAAGCGAUGACCAACUAUCAGAUCCCACAAAACGCUUUACUCAAGAAUAAGUUCUUCUAUCAGUUCCUUAUGACUCACGACAGGGAAGUGGCGCGAGAAGGAAUUGAUAUACUUGAAGGAAAGGACAUAAAAAUGUGUACAGUUUUGCAUCAGUGCGACGACGAGAGCGGAUGCUGUGAUGUCGGCACAGAGAGAUGUGUCGCACAGACGUCCCAAACGGUUGAUCUAUACUUCUAUGUCAUUCACGCCGACCUUAAGGACAAUAAUACGGGUGGAAACGGAGGUCGCACUGAAGUGUUGAGAUUUGUGAACCACACGAAAUGUCACUGUCAAGAGAUCAAUUACAUGCCACGUACUAAACCAAUGCCAGAGCACUGGCAGUCGGGACCAACACAUCACUACAAACCAGCCUAUAGUAUGGAGGCGACGACCACCCCUGAGCCCACCAUCACGACCACCAUCAGAGCGGACGUCGAUUCGGACAACUUUGCGCUCAGGUGUCGGUGUCCGCACCCAUUCAUCGCACGCAUCAACCCAUCGGACGAGCGCUGUAUUUGCGACUGUUUGGAAAGGGAUCACCACUGCAUCCGUAUCAAGAGAGGCCGACAUAAGUUGUCGCCACUGGAGGCCCGGUGUGUCCGCGCCGGCGACUGUUCAGAGCCCAUGUGCGACUUCGGCGGCACGUAUAGCAAAGUCGAGUCAUCCUGUAUUGCAUCCAAACAUAGCCAAAGAACUAGAAUCCACGGCCGACACCAUCACCAAAGACACCAAAAACAGGCGCAUUGGCUCCACGAGAGGGACUAACCAUUAGAUUCCAAGUAUUUUACAGAUUUUAGCUCAUUUUUAGAGGAUUUUAUAUGCAUUACAAUUAAAUGCAUUGAAUGUAAAAUUGUUUGUCAACUCAUUACUUGUUCUUUGAUUACAC